AUGAGCAGCACCGAAUCUAAUACCAGACCUGGUCUCAUCCAGCGGACAUCUUCCCAAGUAACGCGCCAAAAGCGAGAUGACCUUGAGAGAGAGCCCACCGUGGCGCUCGACAAACUGCAGUCUUCGGACUCAUUGCGAGACCGUAACGAUGUCUCUAGUAACAGGCAGUCCAAUCGACCACAGACGGCGCAAGAUAGUGUACGAGCGCAGCAAAGCAGCCUGCAGCGACAGCAAACCGAGAAAAAGACCGAAGACAAACACUACGUUGAUAACGACUACUACUCGCUGAAUCCAUGGUAUGAGCAAGAGCCUCCAAAGCCACUGUUUGGUUUGGGCCGACCAUUCCCACGAACGGUCCGCCCUGGCAUGUUGUGGGGUCGUAAGCGCGCAGAAGAGCAUGACCAGCAAGAGCAAGGAAAAGGAGGUCAGUCUUAUCAGAGUCAAACCAGCCGUGAGUUCACCGAAGUCAAUGAACAUGUUGUGUCUAAUCAGAAUGCUAGAAAAGGCCCCCAAGGUGCUCCGACUCUGCAGAUCCCACCGCGAAUAGACGAACAUGGAGAGCCUCAACCGCCACCUGAUCGUUUUGAGGCAGAGAUGGAUGGCUACAAAUGGAUCGUCACGAGAGUCAAAGAAACUGAAGCUGAUAGCUCGGACCAGGAGCGCGGCAUUGGGCGUGAAGACCACAUCGACAACAAGCAGCCAUCACAAGAGGUACAUCAGGGCCUGCAAUCACCCACCAGGAUGCCAGAUAGCAUGGGUGACGACUUCCGUGGCGAUCAUCCACCCCUGGACGACACGCAGUCGGCUGCUACAGCCGAGGCACAGGCCGAGAAGCAGGAGAUCCGCGAUCGAGAAGAGGAAGCCAUUCAAGACUAUUACAAUACGUACCGUAGCCCGCUUGCACGAUUUCGUGCACGUCACCGUGAAGCUCUCGCGGAGUUUCUUUCGACCACCGUAUAUCUCUUCUUCGGUAUGGCUGGAUCACUGUACUCGAUCACAUAUCCAGCUGCCCAAGGCGACUACAUUACUCAAUCCUGGGCCUGGGGUCUAGCAGUCACAGCCGGUAUCUACGUCGGCGGCGGUGUCUCUGGAAGUCACAUGAACCCAUGGGUGUCUAUAGCAUUCUCCAUCUUCAGAGGUUUCCCGAAGAAGAUGUGCGCUGUCUACUGUUGCGUGCAGAUGCUUGCGGGCUUCGCCGCCGGGACUUUGGCAUGGUUCAUCUAUCGCGAUGCCAUCAUGCACAUCGACCCACAAUUGACGCCUUCAAUCACUGGAAAGGGCUUGUACACCAUCCCCCAAUCAUAUGUCUCCGUCGCCACCGCCUUCUUCAACGACUACCUCUCCGCGGCUCUUUACACCUGCGUCGCCUUCGCCAUCGGAGACGACAGCAACACCCCGCCCGGCUCCGGUAUGAGCGCCCUGAUCUACGGCCUCAUGUCCUUCCUCCUUUGCAUCUGCUUCGGCUACAACGGUCUCGGCGUGUCUCCUGCGCGCGACCUUGGCCCGCGGUUCAUCGCAUGGUGGGUCGGGUACGGUACGGAGACGUUCUCGAGCGGAUGGUGGGCGUAUGGGCCUAUUGCAGCGGGCUUGUCGGGUGUGCUCACGGGCGCGCUAGUGUACGAUGUGUUUGUCUUCGUGGGUGGAGAGAGCCCGGUGAAUUACAACUGGCCGAGUCCGAAGGAGCUGAGGGAUAGGGCGAGGGCGAAGAAGAGGGAGGCGAAGGAGAAGAUGGGGAAGUUGGAUGUGUAG
Didymosphaeria variabile is the source of this 1749-nucleotide messenger RNA. RefSeq lists its product as uncharacterized. The transcript has 3 exons. Gene Ontology annotation, molecular function: water channel activity; glycerol channel activity. Gene Ontology annotation, cellular component: plasma membrane. The record is from RefSeq and is a predicted model, not a curated record. Gene Ontology annotation, biological process: water transport; glycerol transmembrane transport. The coding region runs from base 1 to 1749 and encodes 582 amino acids. Lineage: Eukaryota; Fungi; Ascomycota; Dothideomycetes; Pleosporales; Didymosphaeriaceae.